UCCUAAUAAUUUCUCUCUCUCUCUCUCUCAAAGAAAUCGCAAUGGCAAUUCUUUCCGAAUACGAAGAACAACCAGAAUCAAUCAAGAAACCGUUCGAGGCGGUUCUCGAUUGCGCCGAUCCGUUAGGGUUUCUCAAAACGGCGAUCGAAUUCGUGGCUAACGAAACCGAUCUGUUCAAAAAAGAGUCGGUUGUCAGAGAUGUGAAUGGAUUGGUCAGGUCUGUGAAGGAAAACAUUGAUUCUGACGAGAAGAAACGCAAAGAGAAAGCUGUUUCUGGUGCUGCUAAUGGCGCAGCAGCUGUGAAGCGUGCGAAGGAGGAUGCGACGGCUGGACCGUCGAAAGAUGCGGUGAAGAAGAGUGAUCAGAAGGCCGAGGAGACUAAGGAGGAUGAUAAGAAGGGAUUGAGAGCUCCUAACAAAGGUAAUGGACUGGACAUGGAGAACUACUCUUGGGGCCAGUCUUUACAAGAGGUCAACAUAAACAUACCUGUUCCUCCUGGAACCCUUUCAAGAUCUAUUGUCUGUGACAUAAAGAAGAACCGCCUUAAAGUUGGACUCAAGGGUCAGCCUCCACUUCUUGAGGGAGACUUGUACAAGUCUGUGAAGGUUGAUGAUAGUUUCUGGAGCUUAGAGGAUAAGAAAGCCAUCUCAAUCCUUUUAACCAAACAGGAUCAAAUGGACUGGUGGAAGUUCUUGAUCAAGGGUGAACCUGAAAUUGAUACCCAGAAGGUAGAACCCGAGAGCAGUAAAUUAGGUGACCUGGAUCCAGAAACACGAUCUACUGUUGAAAAGAUGAUGUUUGAUCAACGACAGAAGCAGAUGGGCCUGCCAACAAGUGAUGAGAUGCAGAAACAAGACAUUCUGAAGAAGUUCAUGUCAGAGCACCCUGAUAUGGACUUUUCAAGGGCGAAGAUAAACUAACGAGGAUGUGGUAUUUUGAGCUUGGUUCCGCAAAUGCCUUGGCAAUUUUGCCUUUUGGAGAUAGAAGCGUACUGUCUUGGAAAUACUAGAAUGCAACUUGGUUCAAACCUCUGUUAAUACAAACUUUGUUAAGGCUAGCUUUUUCGGGAAACCAUGUAUGGUCAAAACCUAAUCAUUUGCGAAUCCAAGUGUUGUGCUUUUCUGUUUCAA
Messenger RNA from Erigeron canadensis, 1130 nucleotides. Its product is annotated as protein BOBBER 1. Bases 42 to 920 code for a protein of 292 amino acids. The transcript has 6 exons. The record is from RefSeq and is a predicted model, not a curated record. Gene Ontology annotation, biological process: protein folding. Gene Ontology annotation, cellular component: cytoplasm. Lineage: Eukaryota; Viridiplantae; Streptophyta; Magnoliopsida; Asterales; Asteraceae.